Chaetomium globosum CBS 148.51 is the source of this 1233-nucleotide messenger RNA. RefSeq lists its product as uncharacterized. Lineage: Eukaryota; Fungi; Ascomycota; Sordariomycetes; Sordariales; Chaetomiaceae. Bases 1 to 1233 code for a protein of 410 amino acids. The transcript is spliced from 2 exons. The record is from RefSeq and is a predicted model, not a curated record.
AUGUCGGUGACCGCGUCAAUCAAGGGUUACUAUCGAGACUUGCUAAAGUUAACGCCAGCCGAUUACAAGUCGGAUCGGCGAAUCGCACUAACUCUUGCCACCCAACUUCCCUUCCCGAAUGGCGUAGUUCCCAGAAUUCUCAGGUCGCAUUUCCUCCGGGCCGACACCGAUCAGCGCGCCGAAGCUAUUGGCAACUCGUGCGCGAACGGUCCUGCCUUCGACUCCCUCAUCAUCUUGCUCCGCCAACUCCUCGCAGCAUACCCCGAUUUUUGGCAAAUCCGCGACCACCAGCUCUUUACCUUGGCAUUUCACGAUUUUGGCCGGAGCCAAGUCGAUGACUACAUCGUCAAGGGCAAGCUCCUCGAGCUCCUCUACCCAAUCGCGACCAUCCAGCUUCAUCGGGUCGACGUAACCCUAGGCGAACUGAUCUGGCACCCGCUCAUCACCGACACCCUCUGGUCGCACCCCACCCUCUCCUUCUUCCGCCGCAAAACCUGGGCCAAGAAACCCGGCGCGACCUCCUGGGAACCCUACAACCUCGACGACAAAUUCGCGCUGCCCACCCCCCCCUUCCAACCCCCCGACCAAGGCCGACACCUCAACCUCAGCCACCACCUCUCCCGCAAACUCGGCAUCCACACCAUCGACGGCUCCAGCGUCGCCUUCGCGGGGCUCUUCCCCCCCAUCAUCCCCAUCAUCACGCGCGGCGGGCAACCCCUCGCCAGCAUCCGCACGCUGACCCUCCACGGACCCUGCAACCACCGGGUCCUCCGCGACGGGACACUCGCGCCGGUGGUGCUCAAGCGGCGGUACCGGCUGCGGGCGCUGCUCAACCUGGCCGACAGCGACAUCCGCACGUUCCACCAGGACACGAGCCCCGUCGUGGAGCAGCUGGAUCCGGAUCCGGCCCUGUGCGAGACCACGCAGCGGCCACGCGAGCGCUACCUGGCCAAGUUGGCGCGCGGGGCGCAGGCGCGCGGCUGGACGUUUGAGGAUAGCCCCGAAAGGUAUUUCCUCCUGGUGUAUGUUGAGUGUGAUGCCGUGCAGGGCGCGUCGUAUCGGCCGGCCAGUGACCAGUUUGGGGAGUAUAUCCCCCCGCUUGCGGGGAACGGAGAGCAGAGAUGGGCGGCGGCCCCGUACCUUCCGCUGCGGAAGAAAGACGAAAAGGCUAAGAAGAGCGAUAGUAGAACGAGAGCUCCGAAGAAAAGGGAUCUUUCCAAGUACGUCUACUAG